Molecule: messenger RNA, 852 nt
Organism: Jatropha curcas
Lineage: Eukaryota; Viridiplantae; Streptophyta; Magnoliopsida; Malpighiales; Euphorbiaceae
Product: putative serine/threonine-protein kinase PBL11
Biological process (GO): protein phosphorylation
Molecular function (GO): ATP binding; protein tyrosine kinase activity
Source: RefSeq, a predicted model, not a curated record
GCCUCGAUUGCUAGCGUUUUUCACUUAUGCACUAAAGAUAUAAUUAUAUCUAUACUUAAAUACAAAUAUAGCCAGUAAAACCAAGUAAGAUUCACUUGAUUUUUCUCGAAGGUAUGACAGCAAGCACCCUGAACUAAAGUAUUGACGGCCGACUCCUUGUUGUUAUUGGGCAACUGAUCAUCGCGAAACAGCAAGUCCGCCUCCAGUGAGUUGCUCAAAAAUUUCUGCGGAGAGGAGUUGAGGUGUCUGAUUGAAUGGGACUUUGUGUUAGCAACGGAAUCAAGGGUUCUAAUCGUAGCACAGAAUUGAAUUCAAGAAAUGUCGGAAGAGAUGGGAAGAAUCUUGGUUUUGAUUUUGAGAUAUUGCAGUCACCAAAUUUAAGGAACUUUAGCUUUAGUGAACUGAAGACCGCCACUUCAAACUUCGAAUCAACAAAUGUAAGGAGUAGAUAUGGUUCUGGGUUAGUUUUCAAAGGGUGGAUUGAUGGCAUGGACAUUGCUGUGAAGAGGCUUAACCAUGAAAGCUUCCUUGGUCAGCAGGAUUCGUUGGCAGAGAUCAACUAUCUUGAAAAAUUGCAGCAUCCCAAUCUUGUUAAGUUGAUUGGUUACUGCUUUGAGGAUGACCUUCGGCUUUUGGUUUGUGAGUUUAUGCCUUGUGGCAGCUUGGAAAAGCAUUUAUUCGAGAUGGGGUCUGCGCCACUUUCUUGGGACAUGCGCAUGAAAGUUGCUCUUGGUGCUGCAAAGGGGCUUGCAUUUCUUCAUAGUGCUAAUGUGAAUCUCAUUCAUGGGGACUUUAAGGCUUCUCAUAUACUGCUUGAUUCAACCGUUUAAAUGCAAAGUGCGAUGUAUACAG